CCAACAUCUUCUAUAUCUCAUUCGUAAAUAAUCGGUUCUUUUGUUUUUGAAUUAUUUUUAUCCGUCAUUCUCUUUCAUCUUGUUUACAAAAACGUCUUUAUACAACGUUAGAAUCCUUUCAUACCAUUAAAAAAACUAAAUAAAUGCUAUCAUUAGUAGCCGAUUACAGUGGUACCUCGUCCAGCAGUGAGGAUGAAGACUCGGACCAGGAGGAGGAGUUGCCUAUCACUGUCGAACCGCCAAAAACAAAAGCAAACAUUUCCAAACCUCUGUUACCCAGUGCCAACACCAUAUUAAAUUCUACAACUAAGGGUUCCGGAGUGGUAUUUAGUAAUCCAUUUUUAGAUGCCGAGAAAGCUGAAAUCGACAAAUUACAAAAACAUGUUAAAAUGGUAGAAUCUGAAGAGCACUUGACACAGAAAAAUGGUCGCAAGAUAUGUUGGAACAAUCGCAAGGGACGUUGUCGAUUUGGUAACAAAUGUAAAUAUGCACAUGAUUCAGAUUUGGUAGCUUCUGAGGGGGACAAUGAGACAGACGUCACUGGCGAGGAGAUACCAAUAAAAACAGCAAAUACAGUUCCCGUCAAUGUUACAAUAGCUAAAUCCGCCCAAUUAGGACAAUCAAUGGAAAGUAGUGAAGCGAAAUCGAAGUCUCGAAAGCGUCCAGGUUUGGGUGAUGCCUUAGUUCCCGGCAAAAGGGUUAUAAAACAGUAUCAAGCAACAAAAACAGCAAAUACAUCGUAG
Molecule: messenger RNA, 743 nt
Organism: Musca domestica (house fly)
Lineage: Eukaryota; Metazoa; Arthropoda; Insecta; Diptera; Muscidae
Exons: 3
Coding region: 144-743 (199 amino acids)
Molecular function (GO): metal ion binding
Source: RefSeq, a predicted model, not a curated record